AGGUCCUGAUGAAAGGAAGUCGGAGCUGCUGCCCGCCGGCUGGGAAGCCAACAAGGAGGUGUAUACACUGCGCUACAAGUCCACGGACGAUGCCCAUGAGCUGCUGCUGAAGGCCAUCAUGGUGGAAGACAGUAUGAUCCUCAACGUCAUGGAUCGCAGUUCUCAGAAGGUGGCAGAUGUGACCUUGGCAGUGGCCGACUACAUCAACCCGGAGCACCUGGACGAUUUCCACAAGGUGUACAGGAACACUGAGGAGCUGAGGACAAGGAUUGCUUCGGGCAUCAUCACUCCCCUCGGGGCCACUGCAGAAAAGGCCAAAAAGGAGCCCGAGGCUGAGAAGAAGGAUCCUGACUUGCCCCGGGAUUACAACCCCCUGAGGGUCCCUCCCCGGCAGCCGGCAGGCACGAGAGCACCGUCCUGGCCUUCCCCCUUGAGCCCCUUUGCUGUUGGUGGGGAAGACCUGGACCCUUUUGGAGGUCGGAGUGGGGGAAUGAUUGUGGAUCCUCUCCGGUCUGGCUGCCCGCAGCCCGGCAUUGACCCGUCAUCGGGCAUUCCAGGCCGGCUUCCCCCGGGAGCAGUUCCACCAGGCGCCAGAUUCGACCCCUUUGGCCCAUUAGGAGCUGGUAGAUCUGGGCCAGAUCCCGACCACCUUCCCCCUCCAGGCUACGACGACAUGUUCAUGUGAGGAGUCACCGCAUGGCUUCUCACGGCUGCAGCCAGAGCAGUCUCCUCGGAAGCAGGAGCACUUUCCCCUCUUCGCUUCCCAUUCGGUGGACUUCGAUCUUUUCAGCAGCGUUUUUCUUCUCCCCGUUCGGGGCCGUGUUCCUGUGUGUCAGACCAGCUAUAAAGAUUUCCCUGUGUGCAGAAUAGAAGAGGAGGCAGUAGGUUCGUUUCUUUCUGUGCUCCUCUGAGGGUGCCUGGCUGUUUGCACCCAGCUGAAGUGGUCCUGCCCGGCACGAGGUGGCGGCGUGGGGCGCGGCGCUCCGAGAACGGCCUGGGUGCUGUGGGGUUUCCUCCUCUGCUUCUCCGGGGUGGCACCGCUUUUGCUGCUGGGGUUACGCAAGCGGUCGGUGCUGAGGAGGGAGCUGGUUUCUUGCCGCUCCUGUGCUGGGGAGCUGCAGUAGCCUUACUGCAGGCGACAGCCGGAGUGGGCUCCCCAUGUAGAGAUGGUUUCUCUCUUGUUCUUUAUCCGAGCGAGGGGCUGAGCAGCGUGAAAGGCUAAAAAGCUCAACCCACGGGGUCUCCAUGGGCAGACCCCCAGCAGCAGCUGAGAUCAGCUUCCACAUGGCCGUGCCCACUGGCUUUAAAGAGCACCACCAGCAAAGCCUUUAAUGUGCAUGAGAAGAGACAUAUAUUGAAUUCCUGGCCCCACCUUGCGCCCUCUCUCCCCUGCAGCCGUGUUGUUUUUCAUUCCCCGGGGUGCACGCAAAGCCCCGCAGGCAGCGUGGCGAGGGCUGCCCGCUGGGCACCACACAGGGCUGGAGCAGGAGGGAGGGUGCUCGGUACCCACACGACCUGCCGGGCCCAGCGUUGGCUCUCCAGGCACGGCAGAGCUGAGCCCAGCACCGAGCUGGGGCCCUUCUGGGGAUGCACACAGGGGGCUCGCUCGGCUGUGGGAUUUGCUUUGCAGAAGAGGUUUAUAGAACACGUUUCCCUACCGUCAGUCCCGUUGCAUGAGGCUGAUGCGGCUCUGCCUGGCUGAACUCUGCCAAACAGCUCGGGGAGAAUGGGUGAGAUCUGUGUGGCUCAGGCUCCUGAGCUCUUUCUGGAAUCCUCCUCCCUUCCCCACAGCUCCCCCCAGGUCAGUUAAUUUUGGGGCUGCAGCUCGUCUGUCCUGUCAGGGGUUCAUACUAUGUUUUUCUUCUCAUGGUUUGAUUUCUUGGAAGGAUGUUCAUGAGAUUGAAAUAAAAACCUGACAAC
Molecule: messenger RNA, 1920 nt
Organism: Aptenodytes forsteri (emperor penguin)
Lineage: Eukaryota; Metazoa; Chordata; Aves; Sphenisciformes; Spheniscidae
Gene: PSMF1
Product: proteasome inhibitor subunit 1
Exons: 6
Coding region: 119-685 (188 amino acids)
Biological process (GO): proteasome-mediated ubiquitin-dependent protein catabolic process
Molecular function (GO): endopeptidase inhibitor activity; proteasome binding
Source: RefSeq, a predicted model, not a curated record